Molecule: messenger RNA, 4080 nt
Organism: Trichoderma breve
Lineage: Eukaryota; Fungi; Ascomycota; Sordariomycetes; Hypocreales; Hypocreaceae
Product: jmjC domain, hydroxylase domain-containing protein
Exons: 8
Coding region: 1-4080 (1359 amino acids)
Biological process (GO): chromatin remodeling
Cellular component (GO): nucleus
Molecular function (GO): histone H3K9 demethylase activity; histone H3K36 demethylase activity
Source: RefSeq, a predicted model, not a curated record
AUGUCAGACGACGCCUGCGUCCCAGAGCCGUCCGAGGCGCUGAAGGAGCAGGUCAACGACCAGAUCGAGUGCGCCAAGCAGCCCGCCUUCUUGCACUCUCCGCCCGAUAGCAACGAUGCCGGCAAGUCGGAGUCGAGCGACUCGGAGCUGAGCGACCUCGAGGACGAGCCGCCGCUGGAGGAUGCGCCGAUGCUCCCCCCGGAUCUCGGCGCUGAGGACCUGGACGACAUUGGCGACAUCCAGCCAGACCAUUGGUCCUCUGGCAAUGUGCCCGUCUUCAAGCCGACCAUGGAUCAGUUCAAGGAUUUCAAGCGUUUCAUGACAAAAGUCGACAGCUAUGGAAUGAAGUCGGGCAUUAUCAAGGUGAUCCCGCCAGAUGAGUGGAGGGAUGCGCAGCCCCCCCUUGACGAUCUCGUAAAGCAAGUCCGAGUCCGCGAACCAAUCAAGCAGGACAUCAUGGGGUCCAACGGCACAUACCGCCAAGUCAACAUCCUCCAUGGACGAUCCUACAACAUACCGCAAUGGAGGCAGCUGUGCGAACAGAGCGAGCAUCAGCCUCCCGCCAGGCGUGGAGAGCGACGUGCGAAUGCAGACAAGCCUAGGCCCACGCGAGCUCGCCCUGCUCCCAAGGGCGCGAAUGCUGCUACUACUACUGAUGCCGCCACCACCACCAGCUCUCAGAGGACUCGGGGGAGAGGGCGACCACCCAAGAAGGGAAAGCAAAAGAAGAGUGAAGAGAGUCGCCCCAUGACUCCCGUCUCGCCAAAAGUUGAGGCUGAAGGCGAAGGCGAAGGCGAAGGCGCAGAAGACGAGGUUAUGGACUCUAUCGAAAAGGAGCUAGGCACCGAGAUUCAAUCAACCUCAGCGCGCCGGAAAUUCAGUCGUCGAGAAGCCUCUGCAGUCAUCGAUGAGGCCGCCUUUAAAGAUUUCGACUAUCGCAUGGACAUCUCCGACUACACGCCUGAGCGCUGCGAAGAACUAGAGAGAGUAUAUUGGAAAACCCUGACAUAUGCUCAACCACUAUACGGCGCCGAUCUGAUGGGCACGCUCUUUGAUGAAAGGACCGAGAAUUGGAAUCUGAACAAGUUGCCCAACCUCCUGGACGUUCUCGGUACAAAAGUCCCCGGUGUCAAUACGGCAUACCUCUAUCUUGGCAUGUGGAAAGCGACGUUUGCGUGGCAUCUCGAGGAUGUCGAUCUUUACAGCAUCAACUAUCUUCACUUUGGCGCUCCCAAACAAUGGUACAGCAUUUCUCAGGCCGAUGCUCGACGAUUUGAGACAGCCAUGAAGAGUAUUUGGCCCGCUGAUGCCAAAGCCUGCGAUCAGUUCCUCAGACACAAGGCCUUUCUUAUCUCGCCCCAACAUUUGAAGCAGCAUUAUGGUAUCAAAGUCAAUAAAGUCGUCUCGUAUCCCGGUGAAUUUGUCGUCACAUACCCCUAUGGAUAUCACUCCGGCUAUAACUUGGGGUACAACUGCGCCGAGGCAGUCAACUUUGCUCUCGAUUCCUGGCUUGAGAUGGGCAAGAUUGCCAAGAAGUGCGAAUGUGCUCAGGCCCAAGACAGCGUAUGGGUCAACGUCUAUGAGAUUGAACGUAAACUGCGCGGCGAGGAGACUGAGUACGAAGAGACAGAGGAGGAGGACGAUGACGACGAUGACGACGACGAUGACGAGCUCUUAGGGCUUCCCACUCCUCCUGGUGGCCAUGGGGUGAAAUUCAAGGACGCAAGCCGCAAGAGAAAGCGCGGUCGGGCUGACAAAGGUGCUAAGGUCAAGGUCAAGAAGAUCCGACUACGGCUCAAAGUCAAGGCUGAGCCGCCCUGUUGCCUGUGCCCCAAUGAUGUACCGAACCUCGAGUUUCUACCAACCGAUGACGGUAGAAAGGCCCAUCGUCUCUGCGCCCUCUACAUUCCAGAGACAUACAUUGACACAGUGGAUGGCAAAGAGAUUAUCUCCAACGUCACUGCAGUGCACAAGGAUCGUCUGGAUCUCAAAUGCCUGUUUUGUCGAUCGAAGCGUGGGGCGUGCUUCCAGUCUGCCGGAGUGUUUACGGAGGAGCAAGAGGUGCCCGUCUUUGGCGAAGAUGGGACAGAGUAUAAAGAACAAGCCUUUGAGUUUAGCUGCCGCUUCCACCGCACCAAGCGUGAUAAGAAGCUGGAUGGCGAUGCCCUGGAAGAGGACUCUCGCAUUCUCAAGGCCGCUGAAGCCCUCCAAAAGGGAGACAUUUGUCAGAUGCAGUAUCACAAAGGCGAAAUCUUUGCCGGAAUGGUGGUGGAAAAUCGGCCAGACGAGCGAAUGCUCCUCGUUGACCUUCUUCCCAACGGUGACCGGCUGGAGGUUGAGUGGAAAUGGCUGCUACUUCCGGAUCCAUCCGACUACCACCUACCCAAGGCGUCCGCAAAUGCCAUCCCGCUGCCAUCUUCACAAAAGGCAAAGGAUAAGCUGAAUGCCAAGCGCCAUCAAGGGGAUGACAAGCCACGAAAGGGCGAUCCGUUUAUCGAGGGAGACUAUACUUGGGCAGAAUUCCACACCAGCGAGGUCACCACUCAGCAGGCCAAGGUCGAUUUCAGCAAGCAAGACCAGGUCUGGUAUUAUCUCGGAAAGACUUCGACCGAGGCGAGGGCUCAGUAUACCGAAGAUCCGUCAAACCCACGGCACAACGCCAAGGGCAAUUUCCUGGAUACACUUCCGAAACCCCCCAAGCCUGUACCCGCGCGACCUGUAUAUCAGCAGAGAGCCUAUGGAGUUCCUGGUCAGUUCGCUCAUACGGGUGUUUUUGCGGGCCACAUGAUGACACCCACGAACGCUACGGGCUCAGAAAGGCCAUACGUCUAUCAACCAAGAACCCCCAUCGGCUACACCCACCAACCUCCCGGGACCUAUUCAUUCCAAGGGGCGAACGCUCCUCCUCAUCCCCAGACUCAUCCCCAGACUCAUUCUCAUCAUCCUCCCGCUCACAAUCAGUAUCAAACAACUCACCGUCAGUAUCAACCGUUUCACCAGUAUCAACCAUAUCCAGCACAACGGUUUGACCACAUGGCUGGGGCAAACGCAGACCCUCGAGUUCAAGCAUUCCCGCCACCCCUACCACCGCAGCCGCAGCCGCAGCAGCAGCAGCAGCCACAAUCUUCUUUCCCAGCGUCAUUGACGGCAAGGGCUUCGGCAACUCCCGCAAAUCAUAGGGCUGCUCCAACUACCCAUGGCCAGCAGCAAUAUGGCAAGCCCACUUGGCAAGUUCAUUCAUCGGUCUAUCAAAAGUACCCCUUUUUCCAAGUCAAUCACAAUAGGGAACCAUCCAAAUACCGAACCCCUUAUUCGCCCUGGGGUGGAUUCACCAACGGAUACGAAGGCGAUUUGAGAGCACACUUGCUAGCAAAUCAAAACGAUCUUCUCCGACGGGCAUCCUUGACUGCAAUGUCUCCAGUGAGCACUCCAGGACCAUACCACGCCUCGCCUUCUGUGCCUGCACCACACAACGGCCCAGCUGUUCCCGUAGCACAGCAGACAGCGACGUCGGCGCAGCAUACUGCUUCCACGCUCCCUGCACCGAUAUUAGGAACUGCAAGCCACCAAUACCAUCCGGCGAUCAAAGCGCAGUAUAGGAAUCUGAUCCAGCCGCCCAGCAAGCCCAAGCCAACCCCGGUCUCCAAGUCGUACAAGGUUCCGUCCAAACAAUCUCCAGUGCCUUUGCCAGCAAACUUCUUGGCUGCCAUGACUCCCUCUGCCGGUACUCCUGCGCCCUCCUCCGCUAAGCAUUCACCUCUUCAGCCGGGAAGUCCCCAGGGCGCCUAUCCCAGCACAAAAGCAGCUGUGGCAUCCUCCCCAUCACCUCCGCAAGAGUCAACAAGCCCUGGAAGUUCAACACCAAAAGCAGUGCAACCGCCUCAGAGAAUAUCCACAACUCCAGUACCGCUCCCCAAAUUUUCAAUGUCAUUCCAAGGAACUUCAUCCAGUCCUACCAAAACCGCAAUGCAUCAUCAGCCCGAAGGAUUCCCAGACGUUCCAGGCUGCGAAUCUAUGGAGUUUGUCGAGCGGAUGAUGGAAAAUUUGAGAAAAGCGUCCCAGCGACGGCCUUCAAACUGA